AUGCCUCGCAAGAAGCAAAAGAGUGGUCCUCCACCACGCUCCCACCGCCCUAGCGGUCCAGCCAAGCCUGGUCCUGGCCCAGCAUCGCAGGGCAAGAAUAAGAGUUCUAAGCCCGGUAUUGCCGCUGGUAGAGCUGAGGCUGGAGCUGGUAAAGAGGGCAUUCAGAAUAAGCAAUCGCUGCAGGCGAAUCAGAGGCCGAUUGUGCCGUUUUUGAAGGGAGACCGCAUUUUGUUGAUUGGGGAGGGCGACUUCUCUUUCGCCCGCUCUCUAGCAAAGCAAUACAAAUGCCGCAAACUAUGCGCUACAUGCUACGACUCGCAAGAGACACUCUUCAGCAAAUAUCCACAAGCCGAGCAGCAUAUCCAAGAGAUUUUAGACUCUUCAAAGCCAAAGUCUAAGUCUAAUGCUGUAGAUACAGAGGAAGACAAGACCUCUGAAUCCAAUGCCCAACCCGCCACAUCAACAUCAACAUCCUCAACAACAACAACAGUCACCCAAAAGUCAACUCCAAAAGUCCUCUUCUCCGUCGACGCCCGCAAACUCGGUACCCCAGCAGGUGGCGGCAAAGAAAUUCGUACCGGCUUUCCUCGCAAGGAGCCGAAAAUCCCGGCCUGGAAGCUCCACCAGCAAUCUCAAUCGCAAUCUCAAGCGUCUAGCCCAGCGUCGCAGCCUAGCGGACCAUGGGACGUGAUCUGUUUCAACUUCCCACACGUGGGUGGACUCUCGACAGAUGUUAAUCGACAGGUGCGCGCGAAUCAGGAACUACUGGUGGCGUUUUUCAAGGCCUGUGUGCCCCUACUUUCUGCGGCACCGGUGCCUGUGGAUGAAGAUGAUGAGGAGUGGGAGGACGACGAUGAUGAAGAUUCCGAGGAUUCGGAGGAUGGAGAAGAAGACGGCGACAACGAUGCCCAGACUUCAGGCAAAGCCGUCCGCACUGGUCCCGGUCAAAUCCUCGUCUCGCUAUUUGAGGGUGAACCGUAUACACUCUGGAAUAUCAAGGACUUGGCCCGUCACGCAGGACUACAGGUUGUUACGAGCUUUAAGUUCCCCUGGGCUGAGUAUGAGGGAUACUCGCAUGCCAGGACGCUGGGUGAGGUUGAAGGGAAAGAUGGUGGGCGAGGCGGAUGGCGUGGGGAGGAUAGAUUGGCUAGGAUGUAUGUUUUCGAGCUUAAGCGGGAAGAACCAAGUGGGAAGAAGAAGGGGAAGAGGGCUAGAGAUGCGGAUAGUGAUAGCGAGUGA
This is a messenger RNA of Penicillium daleae, 1239 nucleotides long. RefSeq names its product 25S rRNA (uracil2634-N3)-methyltransferase. The transcript has 2 exons. Gene Ontology annotation, molecular function: rRNA (uridine-N3-)-methyltransferase activity. Gene Ontology annotation, cellular component: cytoplasm. NCBI's taxonomy places the organism in Eukaryota, Fungi, Ascomycota, Eurotiomycetes, Eurotiales, Aspergillaceae. Gene Ontology annotation, biological process: rRNA base methylation. The record is from RefSeq and is a predicted model, not a curated record. Bases 1 to 1239 code for a protein of 412 amino acids.